AACCUGUUAGAGACUGUCUCAGCCUUUCUAGUGAUCACUGGUACAAAGAUCUACCUCUUGCUCUAGCGGAUUGCCAUCACCUCGACACGGACAUUACAUGCCAAACACUCUCUUUCCGGCCGUCUUUCUUCAUGGUGCGACUCAACCAUCUUGUUCCUUAGGAUGAAGAUUGCGAAGAAGUUACAUUUUUCAAUUGUUGUCACAGUGGUGCACUUCUGCAUUGCAGUCACAUCACAAGCUGACUUCGCUCCGUAUUUCUACGACAACGGACCCUACAUCCAGAAUGGAAACCUGGCUCUGUUCAGCCUCUCUGAGGACACAGCAGUCGGCACGCAUAUCUAUUCUCUCAACGGGACAGACCCCGAGGGCCAGGAGGUGAGAUACGGCCUUGCCUUUGACCCCGGCUCCAAACAAUACUUCAGAGUGGACCCGGUUUCUGGGAACAUUACUUUGGUGGAGAAGCUGGAUCGAGAGAAACAAGACUCCAUCGAUGUUCUCGUCAGCAUCACUGAUGGAAGAAGCAAGGUGGUGGAACGAGUCACGGUGUUUGUGAUGGAUGCCAACGAUGAAAAACCAGAAUUCCAAAAUAUGCCGGCUAUUGUCAAUGUACUAGAAACUGCCCAGUCCGGAAGCAGCCUCUUCCAGGUCCAGGCACUGGACAGAGACACGGGCUCCGGGGGGUCCAUCAACUACUACCUCCAGGGGGCUCAGUCCAGUCUGUUCUCUAUAGACAGACAUAGUGGGGUCCUCCGCAUCCGAUCCGGAGAGACCCUGGACUACGAGAAAUCCAAAACACACUUUGUCACGGUGAUCGCCAAGGAUGGCGGGGGGGACUUCAACGGCAGGGAGCAGUUCAUGUCGUCCUCCGCCUCGCUGACCAUCAACGUUGUGGACCAACAGGACACGCCCCCCUCCUUCAUCGGCACGCCCUACUUCGGGUUCGUCUACGAGGUCUCGUUGCCCGGCUCUGAGGUCUACAGGGUUUUGGCCAAAGACGGAGAUGCAGGGAACCCAAACCCUAUCGUUUACUCCAUGGACGACGGAGACGACGGUGUGUUUGGCAUCAACAAGACAAACGGCCGCAUCACGCUGCUCACUCAGCCCGGCAAUCUGAAGAGAGAGAUCUUUAACAUAAUUGUUCGGGCCUCAGAGGUGGGUGAGAAUGGCAAACUGCUGGAUUACGGGACGACCCCGGUGGUGAUCCGCGUGGUGGACCUGAACAACAACCCGCCCACCUUCUACGGGGAGCACGGCCCCCAGAACACCUUCCAGCUGACCAUGAACGAACACCCCCCCGAGGGAGAGAUCCUCAGGGGCCUGAAGAUCACCGUCAACGACUCGGAUCAGGGGGCUAAUGCUAAAUUCAACCUGCGGCUGAUUGGUCCGGGUAGAAUGCUGAGAGUCGUCCCACAGACGGUGCUCAACGAGGCCCAGGUGACCAUACUGGUGGACGACUCUUCCUCCAUGGACUACGAGAAAUACCAGUUCCUCACCUACAAGCUUCUGGCGGUGGAGAUCGACACACCAGAGAGGUUCAGCGCCACAGCCGACAUCAUCAUCCACCUGCUGGACACCAACGACAACGCUCCCAAGUUCUCCUCCGACUACUACAUAGCCAGGAUCCCCGAGAACUCCCCCGGAGGCUCCAACGUCGUCUCAGUGACUGCUACAGAUCCAGACUCGGGUCGAUGGGGUGAAGUUAGAUACUCCAUUUAUGGCUCUGGAGCUGACCUGUUCCUGAUCCAGCCGGCAUCGGGCAUCAUCUACACCCAGCCGUGGGCCAGCCUGGACGCGGAGCUGCGCUCUAAGUACAACUUCUACGUGAAGGCGGAGGACACGGAGGGGAAGUACAGCCUGGCGGAGGUGUUCGUCACCGUGCUGGACCUCAACGACCACUCGCCCGCCUUCAACCAGAACCUGCUUGAGAAGACCAUGGUGAUCGGAGCUCCCGUGAUGAUACAGGCCGUGGACGAGGACGCGGAGGAGCCCAACAACGUCAUCGAGUACUCCAUCAUGAAGGCGGACCCCGACAACAUCUUCGACAUCAACACGUCCACGGGGGAGAUCGUCCUCAAGUCCUACGUCAAGUCCAUGGCCAUCGUCCAGAACAUCACCAAGCAGAAGGAGUGCAUCUGGUCUGUGGUGGUGCAGGCCCGCGACCAGGGCCAGCCCUCCUUCAGCACCACCGCCGUCCUGAAGAUCGACAUCACCGAAGCCACCCAACUGGGGGGUGGGCCUCUGUCUACGUUUUUAAUGCAGAGUAGAGACAAACCGUUGCAAAUCCUGGCCAUGCUGGCCGGGGUGAUUGGCACGAUGGUCGUAGUCACGGUGACCAUCUCCACCGCCACCUUCAUGCGUAACAAAAGGUCCAACCGCGUGCUUCCCCACCGCCGGGUCAGGCGCCGGCCGCAGAAGCCCAGCCAGGGCUGGUCCACCUGGACCCUCCCCCGGCCCUUCGGCCGGGGGUGGGGGCGGGGGGGCGGGGGCGCCCCGGCGGACAAGUUCUCCGUCUCCCGGGGGGAGGAGGAGGGGGUGGAGGCGGAGAAGGUCACGGUGGAGGUGGUGGAGAACAUCAACUACAACAACAACGUGACGGUCGGCGACGCAGGCUGGGUGGGUUUGGGGUCGCUCAGGCCUCUACCGCUGGCCCAUCCGCCGCCCCCGUGCGCCCCGGCGCUGCCCCCGCCCGCCUCGCAGUACCACUGGGCGGUGCCCACCGUGUCCGGGGGGGUGGCGGUGACGGCCAAGGCCAAGAGGAAACAGAGGAGCAAAGAGGACCUGAUGAACAAGGCGCUGGUGUCUGAGCUCAAGAUGAGGCUGGAGCAGAAGAGACUGCAGAACCAAUACUAGCGACCGGGGGACACUGUGUGUGUGUGUGUGUGUGUGUGUGUGUGUGUGUGUGUGUGUGUGUGUGUGUGUGUGUGUGUGUGUGUGUGUGUGUGUGUGUGUGUGUGUGUGUGUGUGUGUGUGUGUGUGUGUGUGUGUGUGUGUGAGUGAGAGAGGGGGUGUGUUGGGGAGGCAUGGGUUGGUAGGAGUUAGUGUGUUUCGGUUAUGUUAUUUGUAUCUCAUUUUGAGAUUUGUUUGUAUAGUUUUAAAAAGUGAAAUAGAUUCCAUACCGACUUUCAUACCAAAGUGUACCAAACAUUUUCAUUCAUAUUUCUCUGCAUUCAUGGGUUUUUCAUUCAAUGUCGUUUGUAUUGUAUUUUGUACAUUGCAUUGUGUUUUCUUUUUCAAGUUUGAUUAUCAAUCUGUCGAAAAUUUGACACGUUUUUAUCUGAGUGGAACAGGUUAAAAAGAGGAAAAUGAAAUGUUCCAUUUGACCACGGUUUGAGAUAUUACCCUCAGGUCUGGUUUGAUAGACAAGGGAAGCAUUCUUUAUUUAGCUUCUUGAGGUUGUUGACCAGAUCUUAAGCUUGAAGAACGAAGCCAAUUAGGAUCAGCUGCAUGACUAAUAAAGUUUGAAACUUCAA
Messenger RNA from Gadus morhua (Atlantic cod), 3470 nucleotides. It is a transcript of the gene cdhr1a, whose product is annotated as cadherin-related family member 1a. Lineage: Eukaryota; Metazoa; Chordata; Actinopteri; Gadiformes; Gadidae. Gene Ontology annotation, molecular function: beta-catenin binding; calcium ion binding; cadherin binding. Gene Ontology annotation, cellular component: plasma membrane; adherens junction; catenin complex. Gene Ontology annotation, biological process: calcium-dependent cell-cell adhesion; cell morphogenesis; cell-cell junction assembly. The record is from RefSeq and is a predicted model, not a curated record.